AUGCCUGAAGUAUCUUCUCAAGAAGCUUCAUAUGGGAAAGCGCAAGAAUUGGAGAAGAUCAUUUUAUCUUCAACCGGUGAAAGUGAUGUAGAUGAAGGCGAUGCCAGCAGAAGCCUGCAUCAGCAAGACUCUGAUGAUGAUGUUGAUGAUGAAGAAGAGGAGACUGUUCGACUGUCAGUUUAUUCUGAUGUUGCUGCUUGGCCAGUUCCAGUUCCAGAUGUUUUAAGAGUGGACCUUAUUAAGAGGGGAAGUGAACCUUUCCAAAAUAGAGAUGGGCCAUUCAGUCCUGUUGAAAGGCAAGGAGAGAAAUCAAAAGGGAAGAGUCCUCAGUUAUUAUUAUUAUUAUCAUUUAUAUAGCGCCAACAGAUUCCGUAGUGCUUUACAAUAUUUUGAGAGGGGACAGUUGGACAGUUGACCACUGCAUGGUUCUAUAAGGCUCUGCCUAAUGGCAAAAAAAUUCUUAGAACGUGGAUGGUGUACUCUCCAUCAAAACAAAGAUUGUUUUGUUUUUGCUGCAGACUUUUUGCUGUUGAUGACAAAGUAACAGGGGCAUCCAGUUUUGUUACUGGGUUUCAAUUGUGGUGGAAGCUGAACCCAAAGGUGUCUGAUCAUGAGGCUUCUGAGCAGCAUCUUACAUGCUUGGAGAAAUGGAAGACCUUGAGAGCAGGAUUGAAGCUACAAAAAUGCAUUGAUCAUGUCCAUCAAACAGCAGUGGACAGAGAGAAAAGGAAAUGGAGGGAUAUUUUGCAUCGCCUUUUGGAUGUAACUUUGUUUCUGGCUCACCAGAAUCUUCCCUUUCGUGGCCAUAGAGAGACCAUGUCAUCCGCAAACAAAGGCAACUUCCUCGAAUUGGUAGAAUUGCUCUCAAACUAUGAUCCCAUUUUAAAGGAACAUUUCAUGAGGCUGAAACAUGCUGUUGCAUCUGGAAAGAGAAUGACUUCCUAUUUCUCUCCAAAAAUUCAGAACGAAUUAAUUUGUCUUUUGGGAAAUCAUGUGAAGGACAAAAUAGUGGCUGAUAUCAAGAAUGCAAAGUACUUUGGGAUUCUUUUUGACAGCACCCCUGAUGUGUCCCACACUGAUCAGAUGUGUGAAGUGAUCAGAUAUCUUCAUAUUGAAGGGGACCAUGUUGAAGUAAAGGAAUGA
Pelobates cultripes (western spadefoot toad) is the source of this 1143-nucleotide messenger RNA. The record is from the annotation of a GenBank genome assembly. NCBI's taxonomy places the organism in Eukaryota, Metazoa, Chordata, Amphibia, Anura, Pelobatidae.